AUGUUCUACACUUUACCAUUACUGCGACUAAGCACAGUCAUUCAUCUUCACAUUCCAUUGUCUUUGCUGUUUAGUCUUUACCAAGAACAUGGCUGAAAUUGGCUAUGGCAUCGCAGUGAAGGUCCUGGAGCUGCUUGGAUCCCGUACUUUCCAAGAGAUCAGCUCGGCAUGGGGCUUCAAAGGUGAUCUGAAAAAGAUUGGGCGCAGAGUCUUAGCCAUUAAAGCCGUACUGAUUGAUGCUGAGGAGAAGCAAGCAAGUAACGAGAGGCUAAGGACUUGGCUAAGGGAGCUUAAAGAUGUCCUUAUUGAUGCCGAGAAUGUGUUGGAUGAAUUUCAGUAUCGAGUAUUGCAGAAGGAUGUAAUGAAGAUAAACGGGAGCUCUCGCAAAAAGGUGCAAUUUUUCUUUUCUGGUUCUAAUCCACUUUUAUUUCGUUUUAAAAUGGCAAAUAAAAUCAAGGGUGGUAGGGAGAGGUUAGAUGAUAUUUCAGCUCUUAAGGAUGAAUUCAAUCUUGCUGCACAACUUGAAGAUAGGAACCCAACAAUGAACAGGAGGGACAUGACCCACUCCUUCGUUGAUCCUUCUAAUGUCAUCGGUAGGGGUGAUGACAAAGAAAAGAUCAUGGAUCUUUUGAUGCAGCUAGAUGCUAGCAGAAAUGUCAGUGUAAUUCCUAUAGUUGGGAUUGGAGGUUUGGGGAAGACCACACUUGCCAAGUUGGUGUAUAACGAUGAACAGAUAGUUAGCCAUUUUCAACAAUUGAGGAUGUGGGUGUGUGUGUCUGAGGAUUUUGAUGUUACAAGGUUGAUAAAAGAAAUCCUUAAAUCUGCAAAAGUUCCAGUUGAUGAAAACUUGGGUAUUGAUCAAUGGCAAAAUAGCUUAAGAGAACUUUUAAAAGAUAAGAAAUUUCUACUUGUCUUGGAUGAUGUUUGGAAUGAUGAUCGUAAUAAAUGGAUGGAAUUGGAAGAUUUGUUACUUGGUGGUUGCAAUGGAAGUAAAAUUAUAGUGACAACACGAAACAGCUCGGUUGCUACUAUUAUGGGUACUGCUUCUCCAUACAAUCUUAAAGGUCUACUCGAAGAGAAUUGUAUGUCUUUGUUUGUGAAAUUGGCAUUUAAGAAAGGAGAAGAAGAACAAUAUCCAAACCUCUUAAAUAUUGGAAGAGAAAUUGUCAACAAAUGUAAAGGGGUUCCAUUGGCAGUGAGAACUUUAGCUGGCCUACUUUAUUCAAGAGUUGAUGAACAUGAAUGGAAAUCUAUUAGAGAUAACGAGAUAUGGAAUUUAGAACAAAAGGAAGGUGACAUCUUACCCGCAUUGAAGCUCAGUUACAAUCAAUUGCCAUUUCACUUGAAGCAAUGUUUUGCAUAUUUUUCUGUUUUUCCAAAGGAUUACGAAUUCAAUAAUGUUCAAUUGAUUCAAUUUUGGUUGGCACAUGGAAUUCUUCAAUCACCUAAGGAUGAAAAUAUAGAGUUGGAAGAUGUUGGUGACUUGUAUAUCAAAGAGCUAUUGUCGAGAUCUUUCUUUCAAGAUGUUAACCAAGAAUAUAUCUGGUGUUAUGAGUUUAAAAUGCAUGAUCUGGUCAAUGAUCUUGCACUCCUAAGCAACAAAGGUGAGUUUUCAGUAGUGACCAAGAAGUCUACCCUUACUGCAGAAGUUUGUCAUCUGUCAUUUUUGGAGAAUGGGCAAGAAGUUACAGCACAAUUAGAGAAGUUGAGCAAAGUCCAGACUAUUAUUUUCAAAACAGAGCAACCUACGUCCUUACUUGAAGCAUGUAUUGCAAGAUUUAAGUACUUGCGGGUGCUUGAUCUGAGCAAUUCAUCCUUUGAGCUGUUGCCAAGUUCCAUCGGAAGUUUGAAACAUUUGAGAUAUCUUGACCUAUCAAAUAAUCGCAUAAUCAAGCAACUUCCGGAUUCCAUUUGCAAGCUGCACAGUUUGCAAACUUUAUUGCUUAGUGGUUGUAGCAAUCUUGAACGGUUGCCCAAAGGUAUAAGGGACAUAAUCAGCCUCAGGCAUUUGAGAGUUACAACAAAGCAUACCUGCUUGUUGGAGAAGGCAGUAGGUUGCUUGGAUUCUCUUCAAUCUUUGCUGAUAGGUGAAUGUGAGAAUCUAAAAUGUGUGUUUGAAGGGAUGGAGGAGGGGCGCCUCACCAAUCUUCAAAGAUUGGGUGUUGUAGAAUGUCCAAGUUUGACCUUUGUCACUCAGUAUCAAACACCUAACUGCCCUAGAGGACUUGAUAAUUGGGGAUUGUGAAGGGCUUAGUUUGACGGAUAAAGAAGAGAAUCAAGAUCUCAAGUUAAGCCUCCGAUGGUUGAUGAUUAAGAAGUUACCUAAGUUGGAGGUUUUGCCCCAGUGGCUCCAAGUAUCUGCCAACACUUUACAGUUCCUAGAGAUUGAAGAUUGUUGUAAUUUCACAGCUUUGCCUGAGUGGCUGCCACAUCUGAAAUCACUUCAGACACUUAGAAUUAAAGAUUGCCCAGUGUUCUCAUCUCUCCCGAAGGGGAUGCAAGAUCUCACUGCACUAAGAGAAAUUCAGAUUCGGAAUUGUGAAGAGCUUAGUUUGACUAAUAAAGAAGAGAAUCAAGCUAUCAAGUUAAGCCUCCGAUGGUUGACGAUUGAGAAGUUACCUAAGUUGGAGGUUUUGCCCCAGUGGCUCCAAGUAUCUGCCAACACUUUACAGCACCUAGAGAUUGCAGAUUGUUGUAAUUUCACCGCUUUGCCUGAGUGGCUUCCACAUCUGAAAUCACUCCAGACACUUAGAAUUAAAUAUUGCCCUGUGUUCUCAUCUCUCCCAGAAGGGAUGCAAGAUCUCACUACACUAAGAGAAUUUCAGAUUGAAGAUUGUCCUAAGUUGAGUAGAAAGUGCAGAGAAGAAGUUAGGCACAAGAUUGACCAUGUACCAAACAUUGAUUUCGAUUAGUAUUUCGAUGAGGAUAGCGGACGUUCAUCAUGGAGAGAUGACGACAUCAACGUAUAUCUACCAGGAGAAGAUGAUGAGAACUUGCACAGAUGAAAUUGAAUAAGCUUGUGGAAUAUAAUUUGGACAUCAACAAAGAAUCUAUGGAUGAUAAUCGUGGUCAUAGUCAGGAUUAGUUCAUUGUUUACUCAAAUUUUUUCAAUAUUGACACUUAGUAUUUGGCGAGUUCCAAGGAUAUUAUAUUUUUGUUGAACUAUGUUAUUUUAUUUUUGUUAAACUUUGUUAUUUUGAAUUUGGGUUGAAGUGUAUGCACUUCUUUUGGAGUGUAAAAAACUUAUUUCUAGAUGAAUGUUAUAUUUUUGUUGAACUAUAUUAUUUUGAAUGUGGGUUGAAGACUUGAUGUGUAUGCAUUGCUUUUUGGGGUGUAAAAAAAAUUAUUUCUAGAUGGAUGUUAUAUUUAAUAUUAUGCAGGUUGAAAUGGGUUGUGUUACAUUCGUGUCAACCCAACACGACUCGUUUAUUAAGUGUGUCAAAUGGGUUGGGUCAGGUUAACACGCCUUAUUAACAAGUCGGGUUAGGGUUGAAGGAUCAUGACACGAUUAUUAAAUGGGUCGGGUUAAGGUUGAGUCAUUUAGUCGAAUACCCCUACCUCAACACGACACGAACCCGACACGCUAACCCGAAUUGACACCCCUAGUCUCUAUCUCUACUCUCUCUGCUGAUUUAAAUUAAUCCUAAAGCUGGUUAUGAUUCUUAAUGAACCCAAACCCCCUUUUUCUUUUCUUUUUUUUCCUUUUUUAAUUAAAAAAGUCAAAGCCCUCUUUGUCCAAAUUAUAUUUAAAGUAAAUCCAAAAAUAUCUUUUUACUUGAAAUUGAAUUUCCAAAAGUAAAGUGGUCUUCUAAAUCUUUAUUUUUUGCCCACUCCUUCGGACCUUCCUCAGCAAAAGAAGAAGAAAAAAAAAAGCGGAGAAGAAGAAAUUAAUCCUAUUUAAUUAUUGAAGAAUUUUAUCUUGUCUUUGUAACAUUGUGUUUCUAAGCAAGGUAUUGGCACCCAAAAACUUGAAUGAACAUAAUAAGUUUUUAUCUAUUUA
Quercus robur (English oak) is the source of this 4000-nucleotide messenger RNA. Its product is annotated as putative disease resistance protein RGA3. Gene Ontology annotation, biological process: defense response to other organism. The coding region runs from base 89 to 2245 and encodes 718 amino acids. Gene Ontology annotation, molecular function: protein binding; ADP binding. Lineage: Eukaryota; Viridiplantae; Streptophyta; Magnoliopsida; Fagales; Fagaceae. The record is from RefSeq and is a predicted model, not a curated record. The transcript has 2 exons.